This is a messenger RNA of Aricia agestis (brown argus), 1220 nucleotides long. RefSeq lists its product as uncharacterized. Bases 1 to 1194 code for a protein of 397 amino acids. Lineage: Eukaryota; Metazoa; Arthropoda; Insecta; Lepidoptera; Lycaenidae. The record is from RefSeq and is a predicted model, not a curated record. The transcript is spliced from 5 exons. Gene Ontology annotation, cellular component: plasma membrane. Gene Ontology annotation, biological process: sensory perception of smell; detection of chemical stimulus involved in sensory perception of smell. Gene Ontology annotation, molecular function: olfactory receptor activity; odorant binding.
AUGGAGGAAGAUUUUAAUUUGAAAUUCGAAAGUCUCUAUAAAAUUAUCGUACUGGCUUUGAAGGUCAAUAGAUGCCAUCCCGAUGUGAAAAGGGACUGGAAAUGGAUCGUAUACAUCGUAUUGGCUCAUGGAUUUUUCUUCUUUGUCUAUUGCAUUGUUUUAUAUAGUACAGUUUUCUAUGACAUAAAGAACAAAAAUUUCACCCAAGCUUGUGCGAAUGGAGUUUUGGCUGUUAUAUUCAAUGUUGUAACGCUGAAGUAUAUAGUUAUGGUAGUUUAUCAAAAAACAUUAGCCGAAAUAAUAGUUAAAAUUAAUAAGGACUACGAAACGGCUAAAUCGUUCUCAAAACAAGAACGAGAUAUUAUUCUAAAAUAUGCGAGGAAAGGCAAAACGAUCGUGAAAUGGUGGACGUAUUUCGCCUUAGCCACUGCUUUCUUGUUCAUGAGUAAAUCCGUAGUGCUCAUGACCUACUACAGUCUUGCUGGAGAAUUUAAAUUAGUGCACGCAUACGAUAUGAACUAUCCGAAGUUUGUAGAAGAUAAAAAAGGAGAAUUACAUGUGUAUUUGAUAUUGUAUUCGUUUUUUAUAUAUUACGAUUUAUAUGCCGCCAUCAUGUAUAUCGGAUUCGUUCCGCUGGUACCGAUUUUUGUUUUACACGCCUGUGGACAGAUAGAGAUAGUGACAACGCGUUUGCUGAAUCUAUCUGAUUCCAGUCAUCCUAAGCAUAUAGUACAAAGACAAAUAAAAGGUAUAAUAAUAUACGUACAAGAAAUACAGAGCUUCGUAAAAAAGAUAAGAUAUAGUAUGAUAUUUUUUUACGAGCUCCUUUUGAAAGCUGCGGUAAUUCUUAUACCAGUAACAGGAUAUCAAAUCUUAAAGUCGUCACAGAAUGGCGACUUCAGAAUAGAAUUUAUCUCUGUGUUCAUUGGCUCGGUGACUGAAAGUGGAAUGCCUUGUUUUCUAGGCGACGUACUUUUGGAGUCGAGCGAGAGUAUGCGGCAGGCGGUGUACGCGUGCGGCUGGGAGACGCACCCGCACGCGGGCACGCGCGGCCUGAUCAAGACGCUGCUGGUGCAGACGAGCCGCCCAGUCGCACUCAACACGCUGUUCAGAGUCAUCUCGCGUGACGCGCUCACCGACGUUUAUCACCAUGCUUAUGCCAUUUUUAACCUUAUGAAUGCAAUGUGGAAUUAAAGCUUGUCAUAAUACCAAAUGGGGAC